This is a messenger RNA of Engraulis encrasicolus (European anchovy), 1748 nucleotides long. Its product is annotated as transmembrane emp24 domain-containing protein 9-like. Bases 24 to 1070 code for a protein of 348 amino acids. The transcript has 13 exons. The record is from RefSeq and is a predicted model, not a curated record. Gene Ontology annotation, biological process: COPI coating of Golgi vesicle; intracellular protein transport; endoplasmic reticulum to Golgi vesicle-mediated transport. NCBI's taxonomy places the organism in Eukaryota, Metazoa, Chordata, Actinopteri, Clupeiformes, Engraulidae. Gene Ontology annotation, cellular component: Golgi apparatus; COPII-coated ER to Golgi transport vesicle; endoplasmic reticulum-Golgi intermediate compartment.
GCUUGGCGUGGCGCGUACUUGGAAUGUCACGUAGAAUGCAGCUCACUGUGCACACCGUUUUGUUCCUGAACGUUCUUAGCAAUUUUGUUUCUGCCCUUUACUUUUACAUUGGUGAAACGGAAAAGAAGUGUUUCAUAGAGGAACUUCCAGAGGAAACUUCGGUGAUUGGAAAUUAUCGUGUGCAGCAGUAUGACAAGAGGAAGGAGGAAUAUGUGCCUGCCUCUCAAGGACAUGGCAUGUUGGUCAAAGUGAAAGAUCCACUUGGAAGGGUGAUGCCAUCACAUAAGAAUGGCGUUGAGGGCAGGCUCUCCUUUUUCGCUUUCAUGCCAGGUGAACAUCGGAUCUGCUUUCAUUCCGAAAACCCCUCUAAGUCCUCCCUUUCUUCUGGGAGGAUGUUUAGAGUUCACUUGGACAUCCUGGUCGGUGAGCGCGCCAUCAACUAUACAGAGAUAAAGUCUCAAUGGAAGCUGACCGAAUUGCAACUGCGAGUGUAUCAGCUGACUGAGCAGGUGUAUCAGAUUCAGAGGGAGCAGAACUACCAGCGGGACCGUGAGGAGCUCUUCCAACAGACCUGCUACAGCACCGAUCAGAUGGUUCUGUGGUGGUCCAUCGUCCACACCCUGAUUCUGUCGUGGUUCAGCGCCCAGACCUUGUUCCUGGUGGCUAUCUGGCGAAAGAGACACCUCAAGAGCUUUUCUGAGGAGGAGGAGGAGGAGGAGGACAAAUCCCCCAAAGUGACUACUGUUGCCAAAAAGGCUGUUUUCAUCCCCGUUGAAGGCGCAGACAAAAAUCUGAUCAAUCUUCCACUGACGCUGAUGCCUCACGUUGACUCUCCUGCUGAUGGUCCUACUGUGUUCUGUGUCCUUGGAUCGAACAUCCUACACACAUUUUUUCUACUAAAUAAACCAGGCAUCUGGUCCCCUAGCCACUCUGCCGAAAAUAAAGACACAGAAAUAGUCCAUGGAGAACCAGCAGAUGACCAAGGUCAGACAGAGCAUGAUGACGACAGUGAUGAAGAGGAUACUGCUGCACCAGUAGAGGGCAUCCUAGAGCCACUAUUGAAGAGAUGAGGAGGAGGCAGGUGUAAUGUAGGCCUACAGCAAGAUCAAACUGACUGAAGAAAUCCGGAGAUCACAAACGAAGAUAUUUACUGCCAAGAUGAGUGUCCUGAAGAUGCCAUCUUCGCUCAAACCAAGAGAAGAAAGCAGACCUGAAAGCAGACCUGAUCUUUGUUAUAGUAUUACCAAAGACCCUUGAACUGAGCAAGUUCAGUAAAUUCUAUUAAUUGAAAAACUGCACUGUAGGUAGUUGUUUUCUAAAAAUGUAAAACAUGCUUAUGGACAUUUUGAGCCAUUAUUGGAUAGGACAUUGAAGAGCAGACGGGGAACAAGUGGGAGAGAGAGUUGGAGUGGGGUUGGGCAAUGACCCAGGCAAGAUUCAAACCUCUGAGCAGUGAGCCCAUAUGCAUAUGGACAGGUUCAAUGCUGUUUGCACAAAAUAUCUAUGGCACUUUCCUUUACAUUUUCAAUGAUAUUUUUUUGAAUUAUAAGUGUUGGUUUGUAAUGUGUGUGUGAAUCAUGAUUGUCUACUGGAAAAAGUGCAUUUAAGAUUUUUUUUUAAAAAAUGUACAGGCCUGACAUGUUUUAUUACCAAAAUUGUUUGCAUCUGAUGUCUUUCAGAGCUUGCUAGUUUCAAUAAAAACAUUUAAAUGUCAUCCAUGACUGUUACGUAUGGUAUUUUAUUUGCAA